This is a messenger RNA of Toxorhynchites rutilus septentrionalis, 3500 nucleotides long. RefSeq names its product S-adenosylmethionine decarboxylase proenzyme (gene SamDC). Gene Ontology annotation, cellular component: cytosol. The record is from RefSeq and is a predicted model, not a curated record. The transcript has 7 exons. Gene Ontology annotation, molecular function: adenosylmethionine decarboxylase activity. Gene Ontology annotation, biological process: spermidine biosynthetic process; spermine biosynthetic process. Lineage: Eukaryota; Metazoa; Arthropoda; Insecta; Diptera; Culicidae. Bases 375 to 1529 code for a protein of 384 amino acids.
UCAAUCAGUCUUCAACUGACUGUUGUUGUGAUAAGACUUUUCUGAGUUUCUCUGGAAAGUCCUCUCUCUCGCGGCCAAUCGAUUUUAGAAAAAAAAGAAGUGGUACAUAAAUAGUGCAAAAGAGUAUUAUAAUAUUGCUGAAUCCCUGUGAGCUGUAUUUAUUUUAUUUUCGUUCGAAUUUUUACGUCCGUGCUUCGUUCAAUAUUCUAUACAAAUAUAUCCUACGCCAGCAACCCCUUAAAUGAAGUGGCAAAAUUUUGCUACCUAAUUGAAUAGUGUGCGACGCCUGAGUGAAAAUUUCAUUUUAAUUUUUUGGAGUUUUUUUUAACGAGUGUAACUUUGAGUGGAAAAAAGGAGAAAAGCGCACCGGAAGUAUGGCGGAGAACGAAGAUUUAAGCAAUAAUAGUAGUAGUAGUAGUAGCAGGGAGGAUAUACACUUCUUUGAAGGAGUCGAGAAGCUGUUGGAGAUCUGGUUUGAGCCGAAUCCAUCAAAUAAAAAUGCCGAUCUUAGGAAGAUACCGAGACCCAUGUGGGAUGCACUGCUGAAAACAGUUCGAUGUGAAAUCAUCAGCGUCACUAAAAACGAACAAAUUGAUGCUUACGUGUUGAGCGAAAGCAGCAUGUUCGUGUCGAAACGUCGCUGGAUUUUGAAGACGUGCGGUACAACGACACCGCUACAGUGCUUCGAACCGUUGCUCCGUCUUGCAUCGGAAAUCGCCGGUUACAGCGAGAUAGAAGAUUUGUUCUACUCGCGCAAGAACUACAAACGGCCGGAACUGCAGAUUUCUCCCCACCGUGGCUUCGAGGAAGAAGUUGCCUUCCUGGAUUCAUUUUUUGAGGAUGGACGUGCCUAUAGCCUGGGCGCGCUUAAUCGUGAUUGCUGGCAUCUCUACACGCUGAGCCGCGGGGGAGGGGGCUCCGAUAAAAUAAGAAUGUUUAAUAACAAUAACAACAACAACAGCGGUAAUCAAACAACAAACAUUGGCUCGGAUAGUCUGUUCGAAUCUCAACAGUUACCUGAUCCGGAUCAGACCAUUGAAAUUCUUAUGACUGAUCUCGACCCUAAAGUUAUGGCACUCUUUACCAAAGAUGUCUGUGACACGGCUAUGGAUGCAACUCAGAAAUCGGGUAUUCAUAAGCUCAUUCCAGGAAUGGUUAUCGAUGAUUAUCUUUUCGAUCCGUGCGGUUAUUCCAUGAACGGAGUUGCCAAGUGUUGCGGAAAAAAGCACAAGGAGGGAUGCUACAUGACGAUCCACAUUACUCCUGAACCAGAUUUUUCAUAUGUCAGCUUCGAAAGCAACGUCGCCUCUUCCAGCUAUGGCGAUUUGAUCGAACGUGUGAUUCAAACCUUCCAGCCUGGAAAAUUUAUUGUUACUAUUUUUGCAAAUAAGACAUCUUCAGCAGCGAAUGCAUCUCGCGAGCUCGAGCACCUGGCAACGAUCGAUCAAUGGAAGCGUCAUGAUAUUCAGUUCUCGCGUUUCGCCACCUACGAUUUGACUUACGCUCAAUACUGCAAAUACCCAAGCUGAGGUUUACCGUGCCUAGUCCUCGAAAGGGCUUUUUUCGCUUCCCAAAUUCCUUCCCAGUCCUUCAAUUCCUCCUCCUCCGCUAAAUCUCCCGUUUUUAUCGUACGUCCUUCCCCAUUCUCUUUUGUAAUUUCACCAAUCGCUUUGUUCCGUUUGUUUCUCAACAUUUUUCCGCUGUUAAUCUCGUUCAAUUUUGCCAAGAGCUUCUUAUACUGCGAAGUCGAUGAUAAUGAAUGCAACAAUAACAACAACAACAAAAACAAAAACGACAUUGGUAAGAUGACUAUAGAUCCCGAUAAAUCCGGAAUCAAGGGCUAUUUUCAACAAGUUGGUGAGAGCAAAAAUAACGACAAUUUCGGCGGCCAAUUAAAGCAGUUGUUCGAUCUUCCGGCUGUGUUGUUCGCCAUCAUUCUGCUGCAGAUGAUUUCCUUUGUGCUGGUGCUGAAUAUUGAAGAGUGCUCACCGCUAGUUCUGUUUUCCUGGUGGCGCAACAAAAUCUCCUGAAAUUGACUACCACGUGGCAAACGAACGACGAGCGAUCGGUUUAUUUGUUCGCUUUUGUUCUGAUGCCUCUUUUGAUUCACAUUGUCCCAGUUAUUAUUUUGAUAAUAACACAUUACCGAUCAACAACAAGCAUUCCCGCUCCGCCCCAUUGCGGGGCGAAGCUUCUAGUGACGAUAUCCUCCAUCGCUACUGUGGUAGUAUUUGCUUCGAUAUGUAUCGGCAAAUCAUUGGUCAAGUACUAGUGGUUGUCAUUAUAGUAUUUGCAGUGAUAGUAUGCGAUGUGUGCACAAAAAUUUUACCAUCAUCUUUUACGUUCUACAAUACACGCUGCGAGGUGUUUUGCAGCAAUGCGGCGAAUUUUGAAGAGGAUUUUAUUAUUGGUGGAAAAAGAAGAAUAAUUCACAACAACACUAGGUGGAAAGCUUUCUCGCUAGAUCUGUUUCUCUUCUACAAACGACAACUUGGUGUAGAAGUCUCUCAGUAUAACCGGUACCACCAAGAGAAGCGCCACCGACUUUACAGCACAGUUUUAAGCACUAUAUACAAAACAAUCGCUAAUAAUAACCACCAAAUUAAUGUCGUAGGUUCCAACUUUACUGUUAGCAUUGCUAGGAUUGUCAAUAACAAAAGAAUACUAGUUGAAUGUAUCAUAUUCGCUUAUCUAAUAUCAUUGGAUUUGUAUUCGUAGCGAAAAAGUUCAGCAUUUGAAGAAACAUGAAUUUACUGAGAAACAAGUAUAUGAAACAAAGAGGAGUAAUACUUAUAUCCCAUUUUCCCCGUCGAUACUUCCUUAGCGAAUCUUCCCCCUUUUUAUCAGAUGAUACAUAAAAUGUCUAAAUCAACAUGCGAUAAAAUUAACAAUGAGUUUUCAGGACACAUUGAAUGUUAUAUCUUAAAAACAAAUGCAUUAAAAAGAUGAAUACAAAAAGUAACAAAUGAAUUAUUAGCGUCUUAAUGGUGAAUCGUGAAAAGAUUACAAAAUGAAGGUGAUGAAUCCCUAUAUAAAAAGGAAGAAGCGAUGAGAACGAACAUUGGAAUAUUUGAAAUUUUACCGAUAUUUCUCGGAAGACAAACAUGUUAAGCAAUUAAACAUAAGUUUCAUUAGCAUUAGGAAAAUGGUUACAGAUUACAUGUUAUUUAAAUAUUCCGUCAGCCCGCGGGUUCCAAGCCCAUAUAUGCUAUAUUUUUCUAAUUACAAAAUCAAUAUAUGGCCAAGAUUAUCAAAUGAUGUAUUGCGGAAGCAAAAUACUGUCAAGAUUAUUCGAUUCAUUGUAGUAUUACUUCAUUUUCAAACUUUUUUUGUGAGGAACGAAAUGAGCGCGCAAACUUUAUGGCAGCAUGAAAUUUCGGUUCCAUGACUUUCACAUAUCUAGGCAUUUAUUUCAGUGCAACAAUUUCAUAUUUACUUUUAUGCGCAUAUAGAAUAUGUAACUUUUUACGACAAAAUAAAAUACAUCCAUUCUAACUAGA